Molecule: messenger RNA, 1863 nt
Organism: Gymnodraco acuticeps
Lineage: Eukaryota; Metazoa; Chordata; Actinopteri; Perciformes; Bathydraconidae
Exons: 3
Coding region: 1-1863 (620 amino acids)
Source: RefSeq, a predicted model, not a curated record
AUGAAAGUAUGUACUCUUAAUAUCAGCAUCCUUAUCCUCCUGGACAUCUCCGCCGCAUUCGACACAGUCUCCCACACUAUCCUACUCAACCGCCUAUCCGUCUACCUUGGCCUCUCUGGUACAGCCCUCUCCUGGUUCCAUUCCUACCUCUCCAACAGGCAACCGUUUGUGACCAUCGGAAAAUCCAGCUCUCCCCCAGCCCCUGUCAACCAAGGUGUGCCGCAAGGUUCAGUGCUCGGCCCCCUUCUAUUCAACAUCUACAUGCUCCCCCUCGGUGAAAUCAUCCGCCGACAUGGUCUCAACUUCCACUCCUAUGCCGACGACACCCAACUCUACAUCAGUACCAAUCCAUCAUCCCAGCUACCCCCACUGUCACUUGUCAACUGCCUCCGCGACAUCCAAGCCUGGAUGUCAAAAAAUCUACUUAAACUCAACAAUAACAAAACAGAGCUCAUGGUUGUGGCCCCAAAAACACUGCUCCGGAAGGUUGGAGAUCUGCUCCUCACCAUCGAUGGCGGCUCCAUCCACCCUUCCCCUGAGGUUCGCAGCCUGGGCGUCACUCUGGACUCCAGCCUCACCUUCAACUCCCACAUCAGAUCUACUGUCAAAACCGCUUUCUUUCACCUACGAAACAUCUCCAGACUCCGGCCCACUCUCCCCGACCCCGUUGCAGAAACAUUAAUUCAUACCUUCAUCUCUUCUCGUCUGGACUACUCAACGGUAGCGUUGGUUUAUGCAAUGUCUCGCAGGAGGCCACGUAUAGUGCGUCGCUGUUGGGUACAUACAAUACUCAGAAAACGUCUGCAACGGGGGGAAUACCACGUUCUUGUCCAAGAGCUCCGCCUGAAUGGUGUACUGUUUCAGCAGUACUUCAGGAUGAGCAAAGACGCGUUCGACGAGUUGCUCGGAAAAGUCGGUCCACUGAUUGCAAAGGCAGACACCCGUAUGCGUUUGUCAAUCGGACCCGCCGAGCGACUCGCCAUCUGCCUACGGUACCUGGCAACCGGUGACUCGUACAGGACCAUAGCAUUCAGCUAUCGGGUCGGGCAUGCAACAGUGGCUGUCAUCGUCAAGGAGGUUGCGGGUGCCAUCUGGACCGCGCUGGUCGAGGAGACCAUGCCGGUACCACAGACGGAGGACUGGAGAGCCAUCGCUGCUGGGUUCCAGGAGCGCUGGAACUUUCCAAAUUGCGUUGGUGCCAUUGAUGGGAAGCACGUGGUGAUCCAGGCUCCGGCCUGGCUACUGGCUGUCGUGGAUGCCCAGUACCUCUUCAGGGUAGUGGAUGUCGGAGGUUUUGGAAGGAGCGGCGACAGUGGGAGCCUGAGGAAUUCCGCUUUUGGAGAGGGCCUCCGAGAUGGCAGUCUGCAGCUACCACCUGACACCGUCAUCCCAGGAGCAGAGCGGCUGGGCCUUCUUCCCCAUGUGUUUAUUGGAGAUGAGGCUUUUCCGCUGCUGGACAACCUGCUGCGUCCGUUCCCUGGACGUCAGCUCACGCGUGAAAGGAGGCUGUUCAACUACCGCCUCAGCCGGGCCAGGUUGGUGGUUGAAUGUGCGUUUGGCAUCCUCUCAUCUCAGUGGAGAAUGUUCCGGCGUGUCAUCACCACCAGCCCGGAGGUAACAGAGUUGUGUGUGAAGGCCACCUGUGUGUUGCACAACUUCCUCCGCAGGAAGACAAUAGGAAGGUCAUCACGCACACCUGUCGUCCCUGUCGUUGCAGAGUCGAGUGAUGAAGCUCCAACCCUGCGCGAUGCACCUAUGAUGGGCUCAAACAACGCCACAUGCCGAUCCAUCCAACUGCGGGAGACCUUCUGCUCCUAUUUGAAUGAGGAGGGUGUAGUGUCAUGGCAGCAUAAAGUGGUGUAG